Populus trichocarpa (black cottonwood) is the source of this 1899-nucleotide messenger RNA. RefSeq names its product F-box protein AFR. The record is from RefSeq and is a predicted model, not a curated record. Lineage: Eukaryota; Viridiplantae; Streptophyta; Magnoliopsida; Malpighiales; Salicaceae. The transcript has a single exon. Gene Ontology annotation, molecular function: protein binding. The coding region runs from base 595 to 1695 and encodes 366 amino acids.
GCUGGGCCACCCACACUAAUUAUUAAAGCUAAAAAAAACACUAACCCCACUCUCGGUGGUUGCAUCUCAUAGUUGGCCAGAGCAAACCAAACCAUUAAUCCCACAAAAAUCUUCUCCUGUCCAAAUUUCCCAUCUCCCUAACCUCGCUAGCUAGAAAGCUAUCUAGCCAUGCUUAGCCACAGCAGCAAGAUUAUCAAAAGAAUUAGACUUCCUCUCCCCUUCGUGAAGGCUUCCAAUUACAUCACCGCCACAUGAUUUCAGUGAAUUCUUGGAAUUUCUUCAGGUUUUAUGGUCAAGUGAUUUCAGGAUUUGCAGGAAUUAUGGUACGUCACUGGAUAGCUUCUGUUUUGUAAGUUACUACAAAUUCCUUCCCCUUAUUCCGGUUUCUAGAAAAACAAAAACACCGUCCUAAAAAUAACAUUAAACUACUCAAGAAUUAUUCACUUUUUUGACAAGCCAACUAUCUUGCCCUGUAAAGUACCCAUCUUACCUUGUCAUCAUACACAUCGCCUCCCCUUUUUCCAUCCCUUCUUCUUUAAUCUCUCCUAUGCUAUAAAUUUGGUGGCACCCCAUUUCCUUCCGGUGCGCCAAGAAAUGGCGGAUUUGAGUGAAAAUCAAGAAAAAACCGAAGAGAAACAUGUUGAGCCUCUGAUUCCAGGGUUGCCCGAUGAGGUAGCAGAGUUAUGUCUUCUUUACCUUCCAUAUCCUUACCAAGCUUUGGUACGUUCAGUCUCUUCAUCAUGGAACAGGGCAAUAACAGACCCUGCUUUUCUUGUCUCCAAGAAAACUCUGUCCCUUGCCUUGCCGCAUGUCUUCGUGCUUGCAUUUCAUAAAUCAACGGCCAGGAUCCAGUGGCAAGCUUUGGACCCUCGAUCUGGCCGUUGGUUUGUCCUACCCCCCAUGCCUUGCCCGAAGACUGUUUGCCCACCAGCGUUUGCAUGCACCUCAUUGCCACGUCAAGGGAAACUAUUGGUUUUGGGUGGGAUGCGGUCGGAUACAGAGACUUCAAUGGACAGCACCUUUAUCUACCGUUCAUCUACGAAUCAAUGGUCCAUAGGGUCCCCGAUGUUGACCCCGCGAUCGUUCUUCGCCACCGGGAAUGUUAAAGGCAAGAUCAUAGCCGUUGGUGGUAGUGCGUCCGGGAUUAGCGACUCAAUCACAGCCGUUGAGUGUUACAACUCAGAGAGUGGGAAGUGGGGCCCAGCUGCUAAAAUGCGCAUGGGGCUAGCUAGGUACGAUUCAGCUGUGGUUGGCAACAGAAUGUACGUGACGGAAGGGUGGACGUGGCCCUUCAUGUUCUCACCAAGAGCAGGGAUCUACGACGCCGACAAGGACACGUGGCAAGAGAUGAGUAAUGGGAUGAGGGAAGGGUGGACGGGACUGAGCGUGGUGCUCGGUGAUAGGUUGUUUGUGAUAUCAGAACACGGUGACUGCCCGAUGAAGGUGUACGUCCCCGAUCUCGACACGUGGCAGUACGUAGGCGGGGACAGGUUCCCCAGAGAGGCAAUGCAGAGGCCCUUUGCCGUGAACGGAGUGGAAGGGAAAGUGUAUGUGGUGUCCUGUGGGCUGAACGUGGCAGUAGGAAGUGUGUACGAGGCGGACAAAGGAGAGUUUUGUGUGAAAUGGCAAGUUUUGGUCGCCCCAAGAGCUUUUCAUGACUUUGCUCCUUCGAAUUGUCAGGUGCUUUAUGCCUAAAAUCUUUGAUUAUUAGGAUUUAAUUGUUAGCUAGUGAUCUAUUAUUGUAUGGCCAAGGUGGAGAUCUCUUGUUCUUGCCUUACUUCAUGUGGUUAAGUUUUGUUUUGUUAGGCAAUUUUAUAUGCCAUUAUACUAGUAGUUUGGUAGUGCUUUUUGGGAGUUGUUUCUUCUUGCUAAUAUAAAAUUUAGGCAUAUUCCCCUGUA